AUGGCUGAAGGAAUAGAAAUAUCAGUAGAAGCGUUGGUUAAAAAUCGCGGAUAUUUAAAGGCUAAAGUAACACGAAUUGUUAAUUGGUUUUUAGAAAAUAAUGAUAGUAUACAUGACUUUUUAGAAAUUCAGGUACGUGAAAGUAUGUUAACCCACGCUUUUAAAGAUUUUGAAGAGGUAGAAAAACAAAUUGUAGUUUUAGAUAUAAGUAAAGUAGACAAGGAUGAUGUAGAAGACAAAUACUUAACGUGUGUUGCUAAAAUGCAACGUAAAAUUUUAGAACUUUCCCCGCAAGCGCCAACUCAAGUAAGACAUAUAGUUCCCCAACACUCUCAUUCCCCAAAUGUUAGUUUGCCCCAAAUUAGCAUACCUCCAUUUAACGGAGACAUCACUAAAUGGAAUGCCUUUUUUCAACUUUUCUCUACCCUUAUUCUAGAUAAUCAAUCUCUCUCUGAUAUUCAAAGAUUAAUUUAUUUAAAAUCUUAUUUAAGAGAUGAACCCCUAAAUUUGGUCGAUAAUUUACAAUUGACCACUGACAACCUCCAAAUUGCCCUAAAUACCCUUAGACAAAGAUAUGAUAAUCAAUUAUCAAUUAUUUUUGCCCAUAUUAAAAAUUUAGUUGACAUUCCUAUCCUAAAUAAGGUAUCCUCACACACACUUAGGGAAUUUAUAGUUUGCAUAAAACAGAACUUUGAUUCACUGAAAAAUCAAAACAUUCCAGUAGACCACUGGGAUUUAAUUUUAAUUUAUAUUUUUUCUCAAAAAUUAGACUUUGGCACAAGAAAGGCAUAUAUAUCCGAGAGAGGUUCUCAAAUGCGCUCUUCCUCACAUGUGGUCCCUAAGCUUGAAGAAUUUCUAAGCUUUUUAGAAAAGCGUUGUUCGGUGUUAGAAGAUCUCUCUGAAAGCCCUUCAACUAGAAAUUAUUCCCAUGGACGUUCUUCUCAACACAACACUCCCUUUGUUAAAAAAAUUUCACACUAUGCUCAUGGUGGGCAACGCCAAGGCAACCAAGUUAUACCUCAAAGGUCUCCUCAAAACUCUCGCUCACAUUUUGUUGCAGGACAAAAGUGUCCCUUUUGUGAGCACCCUGAUCACAAAAUUUAUACUUGUUUUAAGUUUAAAGAUCUUAGUUUAAAACAGAAACAGGAUUUUGUUAAUCAUAAUAAUCUAUGUUUUAAUUGUCUCGGUUCAAGGCAUCAAGUAAAAAACUGUACAUCUCAGAGGUGCCAGAUUUGUCAUAUGAAACACCAUUCUCUUUUGCAUCCAAUGGAUGAUGCAGCACAGCCCUUGCAAAGCAGAAAUUCAGAUUGGAGGCCAAAUCCUCAAACCCAAAAUGAACGAUCUCAAAAUUUUAACAGAAAUUCGCUUCUCAUAAAUAGCUCCCAUUCUCGGAAUCAAGGUUCAAGCCAAAGCUCCUCUCAGACUCAAGAACCACAAAUCCCAAGCACAAGCAAUGAAAUUAACUCGAAUCGCCCUCACGCUAAUAAACCUGUGACUUUGUCAGUUUUCGCCACUGAAGAUAAUGAAGUUUUAUUAGGUACUUCAUUGAUUCAAAUACCCGACAAGAAUGGUCAUUUUAUUAUUGCAAAGGCAAUAUUAGAUCCCGGGAGUACUAUAUCAAUAGUAACCCAAUCGCUGGUUCAAAGACUUGAUCUCUCUCCUAAGACGCAGCCAAUACAAAUCUCUGGUAUUGGCGGCAAAAUUAAGCACUCUAAUCACGCAAUUUCCCUGAGAAUUCAUUCCUGUCACAAUCACGAUUACUUCCUGAAUGUUAACUGCUGUGUAUUAGACAAAAUCACAGAAAAAUCCCCUCACUUUAAAGUCAACAAAUUUAUGUUGAACCUUCCCAAUAAUACACCGCUUGCAGACCCCUACUUUGAUACGCCUUCUACAAUAGAUUUAUUGUUGGGAGCAGAUGUAUACUACCACAUUCUUUCAGGCGAAUACACCAAGGUUAACAAGGACUCUUUAACGUUGGUAGGUACUUACUUUGGCCACAUUCUUUCAGGAUUAAUCCCCUUCCAAGCUCUCGUUCACAAAACCCCUUUGGCAAAUUCUAAGAAUUGCUUUUUAGUGCAAUCAUUAAAUUCAGAUUGCUCACUGGACUCAUUAAUUGAGAAAUUUUGGUUACUAGAAGAUAUCUCGCCCACUCACGAAAAACCCCUAUCCCCUGAAGAUUCUAUGGUUGAACAGAAUUUUCAAAAUACCACGGUAUUUAAAGAUGGUCAUUUUCAAGUCGACUUACCCCUUAAAAGGCCCCAAGAGUCACAUCCGCUAGGAGAGUCAUAUUCAUUAGCCAAGAAAAGGUUUCACCACUUAGAAAAGCGUUUUCAAAAAUCUCCUGACCUUUUUCUUGAAUUCAAAAAAUUUAUCGGUGAAUAUAUCUUACUCAAUCAUGCACGAAUUAUUCCCCUUUCCCUUAAAACUGAAAAUCACAAAAAUCGAUACUUUCUGCCUCACCACUGUGUAAUUCGUGAGGACAGUACAAGCACUAAACUUCGUGUAGUGUUUGACGGAUCUAUGAAAACGUCUUCUGGGCUAUCACUUAAUGACGUAAUGCAUAAAGGAUAUACAGUUCAACCUGAACUGUUUGAUAUUUUACUUAGGUUUCGAAGUUUUAAAUUCGCUCUCACUUCUGAUAUCGAAAAAAUGUAUAGACAGGUGCGCGUUAACCCAAAUCAAACUUACCUGCAAAAUAUUUUAUGGCGCGACCAUCCCUCUCAGCCAAUGCAAUGCAUUGAAUUACUCACCGUCACUUAUGGCACGAACUGUGCCCCCUAUUUGGCUACACGCACCCUGAAUGAACUUGCCAUUAUUCAUAAAGACGAUUAUCCUCUUGCGUCUCAAGCUAUUUUAUCUCAAUGUUACGUGGACGAUGUUCUCUGUGGGCAAGAUACCUAUGAAAAUUUGGUAGAAUUACAUAGGCAGCUAUUGGAACUUUGCAAGAUUGGAAAUUUUCACUUACAUAAAUGGUGUUCAAAUAGCAAUUUAUUUUUGUCUAAAACUUGUGAUAAUGGGUCCCAAGAAAGUUUCACCAUAGAAACCGAGGGAAUUUCAAAUAAAGUCCUUGGUGUAGGCUGGAAUCCCGACUCAGAUGAGUUUUUUAUCUCUUUACCUGACACUAGGUCCGAAAGCAUAAUUACUAAACGUAUAGUUUUAUCUAAAAUUGCGCAAAUGUACGACCCCUUAGGAUUCAUAGCUCCCAUUGUUGUAAAUGCUAAAUUAAUUAUGCAAAACAUUUGGAAAGAAAAAAUUAAUUGGGAUGAACCCCUGAAAGAACCCAUUUUAACCCAAUGGACCACCUUUAUUAAAGAUCUUCCCCAACUAAUGUGUUUAAAAAUUCCACGUUUUUUCCUAGCUAAUAAUAAUCCCAGUUCACUUCAAAUUCAUGGAUUUUCAGAUGCCAGCAGGAAGGCAUAUGGUGCGUGUGUGUAUAUAAGAGCCCUUUAUCCUAACAAAAAUGUCUCUUGUCAACUUAUUACUGCCAAAAGUAGAGUAGCCCCGAUAAGAGAAAUUACAAUUCCCCGCAUGGAACUCUGUGGAGCACUUUUACUUUCCAAUUUAGUCACUCGUGUGUGUUCCAUAUUAAAAGAAAGAUUUUCAGUUGACAACAUUAAUCUUUGGACUGACUCUGAGAUUGUACUUGCUUGGUUAAAUGCCCACCCUUCUCGUUUCAAUGUGUUUGUAGCAAACCGCAUUUCUCAAAUUCAGGUUUUAUCCCAAGACUGCAAAUGGCGUCAUAUUCCAACUGCGGAUAAUCCAGCUGAUCAUCUUUCUCGCGGAUUUACCGCAGACCAGAUUCUCACCUCUACGCUUUGGUGGAACGGCCCAAAGUUCUUACUGGACCCGAAUUUAAAUUUAAAAAUGUAUGAAAAGGGACCUUGCUCCACUGAAGAAGAAGCAAGAAAAGCAAAAACGGUCUUGCUUGUUAACUCCGAAGAUUUCUGGAUAACACUUUUUAAUCGGUUUUCUAACUUCUCGCGAUUGCAACGAACUAUUGCAUUUAUACAUAGAUUUGUAAAUAAUUGUAAAGGUAAUGGUAAAAAAUUUUAUGGUGCUUUAGCUGUAACUGAAUUAAAGGCUGCAGAAAUUUUUAUAGUAAAGCAAGUUCAACACCAAACGUUUUCAAAGGAAAUCAGUGAACUAAAGUCAGAAGAAAGAAAAAUUUCAAACAAGCAAGUCCUUAGGUUAAACCCCUUUAUCGAUACCUCCAAUCUCAUAAGGGUUGGAGGCAGAUUAUCCCAAGCACCCAUAUCAUUUGAUCAAAAAUUUCCAAUUUUAUUGCCCUCAAAAAACCAUGUUGUUGGACUCUUGCUAAAAAAAGAACACAUUAGGUUAGGACAUGCUGCACAAAUUGAGGCUAUUUUAAACUCCAGGCCACUUCUUCCCCUAUCAGCUGAUCCACUGGACUUAACUUGUCUUACCCCUGGACAUUUUUUAGUUGGAAGUCCUCUCGUUUCGUACCCUGAGCCCAAUGUCUCGUCAAUUCCUGAAAACCGCUUAGAUCGUUGGCAAAGGUUAAGUCAGAUUCAACAAUUCUUUUGGACUAGAUGGACCAAAGAGUAUCUCAACAAUCCUCAGAAUAGGCCUAAAUGGAUGUCCCCAGUCCCCAAUAUUGAAACAAAUGACCUUGUUCUUCUUAAAGAUGAGAACACCAAACCUCUUGAUUGGCCGUUGGCCAGAGUAGUAAACACUUUACCUAAUAAAGAUGAUGUCGAAAUGAAACAUCCGCAGUUCUAUAUAUGGGACGAAACACAGGCUGGUCGGGGAUCUGAGGAAAUAAGUUCAGCCUUAACCAACUUCUUGCAGAAUAUUCAGUUGGAUGAUACCAUUAACACCAUUCGCCUCUUUGCAGAUGGUUAUAGUGGUCAAAAUAACCAACAUGUUAUGCACGCUCUUGCCUAUUGGUUGCUUAAGGAGUCUCCGCAAUACGGCUCUGUUUUGGUGGAGGAGAACCGAGCAGAAAACAACCAUAUCGAGACUGAGCAGGCUAUAGAGACUCAACAAACUCCCAGUGCUGCAGCAUAG
This is a messenger RNA of Anthonomus grandis grandis, 5028 nucleotides long. RefSeq lists its product as uncharacterized. Gene Ontology annotation, molecular function: aspartic-type endopeptidase activity. The coding region runs from base 1 to 5028 and encodes 1675 amino acids. The transcript is spliced from 4 exons. Gene Ontology annotation, biological process: proteolysis. Lineage: Eukaryota; Metazoa; Arthropoda; Insecta; Coleoptera; Curculionidae. The record is from RefSeq and is a predicted model, not a curated record.